This is a messenger RNA of Vombatus ursinus (common wombat), 979 nucleotides long. RefSeq names its product sperm associated antigen 8 (gene SPAG8). Gene Ontology annotation, biological process: positive regulation of transcription by RNA polymerase II. Gene Ontology annotation, molecular function: microtubule binding. The transcript is spliced from 6 exons. The coding region runs from base 1 to 909 and encodes 302 amino acids. Gene Ontology annotation, cellular component: cytoplasm; nucleus. The record is from RefSeq and is a predicted model, not a curated record. Lineage: Eukaryota; Metazoa; Chordata; Mammalia; Diprotodontia; Vombatidae.
AUGCCGGGGAAGACGGAGGGCGGGGAGGAUGCCGAGGCGGUUGAACGGAAGGGACCCCCGCUAACGACCUCGGCGGCCCAGGGCAAGGCUCCCGCUGAGGCCUCGGCGUUCACGGGAGAAGAGCCAAUGGUCUCGUCCCAGAAGGGCCCAGAGGGCAGCGCCGACUCCAGCUUCGCAGUGGAACCGGCGCGGGUUUGCGGCGGCUUCCUAGCGCAGCCCCGCCUGCCCCCCAUGCACUGCUGCUACUGGGAGCCUAACGUCCAGGAGCAGCGCCCCUGGAAGGCACUGCAAGUCCCCGAGCCCGGCGCCCCGGGGCUGCCCUGGGUCCCGGAGUCCCGGGCGCCCCGGGAACUGCUGCCGCGGGGCCAGUGCCUCAUCCAUAACUGGGUGGAAGAGAGAGCCACCAACGAGCUGGACCGGGUCCUAAAUCAUGAGGAAAGCGAAGGUUUCCGCUACCGACACGGACACUUGGGACUGCUGACCCUAGAGCUAGCCUCCCCCCGGGCCUUCAGGACCACCCAGAAGGAUUCCUACCAGCACCCAGGGAAUCCUCGGAAAGCCCUCCGAGGGAAGAGAGAAGCCAUGUUGGAGCUGCUUCUGCACCACCAGAUCCGGAAGGAAGUGGACCAGGAGUUGAGUCCACCAAAGUAUUCCAAUUAUGAGUCUGUAACACACCAUGAUUAUCAGAGGGAGCUGGAUCGACCUGGGCCACCACCUCCCACCAAGCCUCACAGUCUGCAGGAGCAGCCAGAGACCUAUUGGCUACAAAAGGCAUCAAAGCUUCCGGGUGUCAGCAAUAUUCGGACAUAUGAUACCCCAUUUCGAAAAAACUGUAGUUUCUCAACACCUGUUCCUCUGUCCAUGGACCAGCCCUUACCCUACAGCCCUGAGAACUACCCUCGACUUUGAAGGGGAAAUGGUAGGAGAAAUGCAGAUUGGAUAAUGGGAUAAAGGAAAUAAAUCAUACAAAUGGGUAUUA